Hyla sarda is the source of this 2788-nucleotide messenger RNA. RefSeq names its product transmembrane 4 L six family member 20 (gene TM4SF20). NCBI's taxonomy places the organism in Eukaryota, Metazoa, Chordata, Amphibia, Anura, Hylidae. The coding region runs from base 566 to 1306 and encodes 246 amino acids. The transcript has 6 exons. The record is from RefSeq and is a predicted model, not a curated record. Gene Ontology annotation, cellular component: membrane.
GGAGGGAGGCGGAAGUCGGACAAUACACUUCCGGAUUCCUUCAGUGGUUGCUAAGCAACGAGAUGGGAAGCUGACUGUACGGCAGCGGGCGGCUGCUCUUGGUGGUCCAUACGCUGUGCUCUCGUGGAUGUGUCACAUGUCUGCUCUCAGAAAGAGUCCGCUCUUAGGAUGCGGCAUCACGUGACGAGUCUGGGCAAGAAGCAGUGCUGAGCCUCCCAAUCUAUUGGCUGAGGAGAGGUCACACACGUGGUUGGUUGUACGGACCGGGCUCCAAUACAUUCAUGGCCAUCCAUGUUUUGGUCCUUGAAAAAUGUCUUUACAGGUCAUGGAGAACUUUCCACAUACAGCAUUGUUCUAUGCCAGAGCUUUGCAGACUUCCCAUGGUGGUGACAGGCUUUGUAGUCGUGUAUAGUUUGGUGACACCCUCCUUGCCCUACCGCAAAAUUGGAAUAAUACACAUGGACAUAGCAGACGUUGCACAAUACCACAUGCCUGUUCUUCCUGUGGGAUAUCGCCCGUCGAUGACGCCCAUCUCAUUGCUGAUUAACCAGAAGCCGAAGGGGAAAUGAUUCGGAUUUCGCGAAUAUUAACUGCAGCGAAGCGCUGCAGCCAAUCAGAAGAUAGGAACCCGGCUAGGGAAUCCACGCUUCUAUCCACUUUAUCCCUGCACUUGCACCGUGACCCGAUGGUACCGACGGCCAACAGCUCCCAAACCUUAACAGUGUUGUGCCUGCAUGCUCAACACACGAAGGUUUUACCAGCUGUUUCAAUGACCUUGGCAGCAAGGAAGAAUAAAAGCUGUAAUAACAGGAUAGGGAUGCUGUCCUCCUCUCUGUUGUGUGUUGUAAGCAUUAUAGGAUCUGCCUACUGCACUUUGAUAUCCAUCUAUGCUCUCAGUAAAGGGCCUCUGAUCUGUGAGAAGGGAAGCAAUACUUUGGACCAUUGUGAUUACACAUUGGGUAAUCUCAGUAACAUCCAGACCCUUACAUUUGACCUGGCCUGGUUUCUGAAUGAUACCUGCAUACCUACUUCACCAGCUGAUGACAAUGUGACUGCCUUCUUUCGGGAUGGUUUGCCUAAUUUUGUUCCGGAUUUUGAGAUUGAUGAGCGUUCUCAGAAGAUUAUUCACAUCACAGUGUUUGCGGGUUUGGCCACUGUGGGGCUGCUUCAAAUGAUAGUGGCUCUUAGUCAGAUUGUAUCAGGUUUUUUCGGUUGCAUAUGUGGAACCUCCAAAUUCAAAAAGAACAGACACAAUUCAAGUGGCAAUGACAACCGUGGCUACAAGUACUAUAAUGAUUCCGACUGAAACAAUGAAAUUCAUUCCUUGAAAACCCUAUAUGUAUUUCUGCUACUGUGAUUAUAUAUGGAAAAUGAACUAAGUAAAAAAGGCAGAAAAAUUAAAAUGUUUUAAACCAUUGGUGUAUUAAACCGGUAUCAGUAGCACAUUCUAUAUUUAUUUAUGUAGCGCACACAGAUUCCACAGCACUCUACACUCAAAUCGCACAUUUCUUUCUUUUACUAGAUAAACUCUCCGUUUCAGUUUUCUUACAUAGGGGGAAACAAACAAUGCCUACAUCAUUUACCCAGUAUGUCGGCGGUCACUAGUUGACUACCUUCAUUCUGUUAACCUUUUAAUUGUACAUGAAGGAUAUAUCUUGUGUAUCUGUAAGUGUGAAGUUACAUUCCUCCCUCCCACACAUCAGCCACCCAACUCAUUUCAGCACAAAUGAGCUACAUCCAUUCAAAAGACCAGUGUUUUCUAACCAGAGUGCCUACAGCUAAUGCAAAAUGAUCUAACUCCCACCCAGUGGUUGCUCCACCCAUUGAAGCAGGACUGGCUCCCUUUGCACAACUGACUAGUGAUGUCAUGUCUUGACACACUGCAACCUCCGAAAACCCAACCUGACCUGAAUCAUUUUGUAUGCUAUUAAAAAUAAAUAUUGGGGCGAAAAUCACAUGACAAUUGCAAAACCACCGUCACACACUGGUACAGACACUUUAUUAUGAACUACACUAACUUUACAGCCCCUGUAGCAUAGUCAAAUAAAAUAUAAUAAUAUUGGAAUACUCCUUUAAGGGCACAGCAAUAAAAUUGUGGGGAUUCAGCUCUUGGUGCCUACCCCUAUCUGCUGAUUAUAGGUGCUGUGGCUCUUUGAUCAGGGUCACAUCUAGGGAUGUACCGAUACUGGUAUAGGUAUGCAAACUGGACAUUUGCAUGAGUACUUGUACUCGUGCAAAUGUCCCCAAUACCUAAUCAGAUACUCACCGUCACGACCCCUGCUGGCAGGUAUCACAUAGGUGCCAAACUAUGCAGCGCACCCAGCAGCUGAGCCUGCGUCAUAGCCAGGACCUGUGGCUAAUGCUGAACAUCACCAAUUGCGGUGAUGUCCGGCAUUAACCUUUUAGACACCGCAAUCAAAGUUGAUCACAGGAUCUAAAAGUCCUGAAGUUAACUGCCAGCUAGCUCAGGGAUGCUGAUCGGGAUCACCGCGGUGAAAUCAGCUGUGAGGACGGCUGGAGGUCCCUUACCCUGCUCCGUGCCAUCCAAUCAUCGCUCCUUUACUGCUGCUAGCCAUGGCAGGAACUAGUAGAGAAGUGCUGAUAACACUGAUUACUGCUAUGGCAUGGCAUUGAUCAGUGUAUGCAAUCUACAGAUUGCAUGUUAUAGUGCCCUAUGGGGACAAAAAAAUGUGUAAAAGAAUAAAUAAAUAAUAAAUGUGAAUUAACUCCUGACACCCGCUGUGAUCCUCUUGUAUAAUGUAUAGAUGUGGACGCUCUUCUAUGGUCC